Molecule: messenger RNA, 3462 nt
Organism: Heteronotia binoei (common prickly gecko)
Lineage: Eukaryota; Metazoa; Chordata; Lepidosauria; Squamata; Gekkonidae
Gene: ECEL1
Product: endothelin converting enzyme like 1
Exons: 17
Coding region: 1-2304 (767 amino acids)
Biological process (GO): protein processing
Cellular component (GO): plasma membrane
Molecular function (GO): metalloendopeptidase activity
Source: RefSeq, a predicted model, not a curated record
AUGGAGAAGACCUAUUCCCUGACGGCCCACUACGAUGAGUUCCAGGAGGUCAAGUACGUGAGCAAAUACAGCGGGGGCGCCACCCUGCCCAAUGGCUUCAACCUUCAGCUGGGCGCCCCGGGGCCCAAGAAACCCCGCUGCGGCCUGCCCCGCUGGAGCCGCCGGGAGAUCUGCCUGCUCUCCGGCCUGGUCUUCGCGGCGGGCCUGUGCGUCAUCUUGGGCUGUAUCCUGGCCCUCAAGUACCUGGCGCUGGAGCAGGACGCCUACUGUCUGGAGGGCUGCCAGGAGCGCAAGGCCUUCGGCAAGGCCUCCCGUUUCGUCGCCGGCAACAUCGACCCCACCAUCGACCCCUGCAAGGACUUCUACUCCUUCGCCUGCGGCGGCUGGCUGCGCCGCCACGCCAUCCCCGAGGACAAGCUCAUCUACGGCAUCAUCGCCGCCAUCGGCGAGCAGAACGAGGAGAAGCUGCGGCGCCUCCUUCUCCGGCCCGUCCGGCGGGGCCACCGGGCCUCGGCCGAGCGCAAGGUCAAGGAGUUCUUCCGCUCCUGCCUGGACAUGGUGGAGAUCGACAGCCAGGGUGCCCGGCCUAUGCUGGAGGUCAUCGAGGACUGCGGCGGGUGGGACAUGGCUUUGACCGGCCGGCAGGCCCGCUGGGACUUCAACGAGCUCUUGUACAAGACCCAGGGAGUCUACAGCACGGCUGUCUUCUUCUCCCUCACCGUCAACCUGGACGACAAGAACUCCUCCCGCUACGUCAUUCGGAUUGAUCAGGAUGGAUUGACGUUGUCGGAGCGAACUCUCUACCUAGGACAGGAUGAAGAGAGUGAAAAGAUUUUGGCUGCCUAUCGGGUGUUCAUGGAGCGUCUCCUGGGCCUGCUAGGGGCCGAGCACGUGGAGCAGAAAGCCAGCGAGAUCCUGCACCUGGAACAGAGGCUGGCCAAUAUCACAGUCUCCGAAUACGAUGAUCUCCGUCGGGACAUCAAUUCCAUGUACAACAAGGUCACGCUGGGGGAGCUGCAACGCAUCAUGCCAAAUUUGAAAUGGAAGCGGCUCCUUGACCGAAUAUUCCACGACAAUUUUUCGGAGGAUGAGGAGGUGGUGCUGCUGGCCACCGAUUACAUGCAGCGGGUGUCCGAGCUGAUCCACACCACGCCAAUCAGGAUCCUCCAUAACUACAUGCUGUGGCGCAUCGCGGUGGUGCUGAGUGAGCAUCUUUCCACCCCCUUCCGCGACGCUAUCCACGAGCUGGCCAAGGAGAUGGAGGGCGCCGAGAAGCAGCAAGAGCUGGGCAAAGUCUGCCUCAGCCAGGCCAACAAGCACUUCGGCAUGGCCCUGGGAGCUCUCUUCGUGGAAGAGUACUUCUCGUCAGCCAGUAAGGCCAAGGUGCAGGAGUUAGUGGAAGACAUCAAGCACAUCCUGGACCGGCGACUGGAGGAGCUCGACUGGAUGGACGAUGCCACGCGGCGGGCGGCCAGAUCCAAGCUCCAGCAUAUGAUGGUGAUGAUCGGCUACCCAGACUUCCUCCUCAACCCUGAAGCCAUCGACAAGGAAUACGAGUUUGAAGUCCACGAGAAAACAUACUUCAAAAACAUCCUCAGUAGCAUCAAAUUCAGCAUUAAACUAUCGGUGAAGAAGAUCCAUCAGGAGGUGGACAAGUCGGCGUGGCUGUUACCUCCCCAGGCGCUGAACGCAUACUACCUUCCCAACAAGAACCAAAUGGUGUUUCCAGCCGGGAUCCUUCAGCCUACUCUCUACGACCCGGAAUUCCCACAGUCCCUGAACUUUGGCGGGAUCGGCACGAUCAUUGGACACGAGCUGACCCACGGCUAUGACGAUUGGGGAGGCCAAUACGAUCGCCAUGGCAACCUGAUGCACUGGUGGACGGACGCCUCCUAUAGCAAGUUUCUGAGGAAGGCCGAAUGCAUCGUCAACCUGUACAACAACUUCACCGUCUACAACCAAGGGGUGAAUGGAAAACACACGCUGGGGGAGAACAUCGCUGACAUGGGGGGGCUGAAGCUGGCUUACUACGCCUACCAGAAAUGGGUGCGGGAACACGGCCCCGAAAGUCCCCUGCAGCGGCUGAAGUACACCCACGAACAGCUUUUCUUCAUUGCUUUCGCCCAGAACUGGUGUAUUAAACGGCGCUCACAGUCCAUCUACCUGCAAGUGCUGACUGACAAACAUGCUCCUGAACACUACAGGGUUCUCGGCAGCGUCUCCCAGUUUGAAGAAUUCGGCCGGGUCUUCCACUGCCCCAAGAACUCCCCCAUGAACCCGGCGCACAAAUGCUCCGUCUGGUGAAGCGCAAACCCGCGCCUAACCCCGGUGUGCGCCAAGAAACCUGCCAGAUCCGUCGCCGCUCUAUUCCUCACCCGCUGGAUGGAUGGAGGGGGGAAACCAGGCCUGCUAACCCCAUUCUCCCGGAUGGACGGACAAACCAAACAGACUCCUAAUGGCUGUGGGGAAGGGAAACUGGAUCUUUUAGGAAAUGGCCUCCUCGUUCGCUCCCUGCCAUGCCCAGAUCAGCGUGUACCUGGGUUGGGUUGUCUGUUUUGGGAAAGUGUGGAGGGGACAGUUACAAAUGGGCUAUGGCAUCAAGGCAGGCCUCUCUACCAGUCUAGGCCCAGCUGCUACCAUGGCAACAGAGCAGACCGCAUAAGGCCUGUUUCUCCAACCAGCCUUUUUAAAAAAAUGGCAGCAUUUUGGCUGCCAAUUGACGGAGACGAAACUUGCAAAAUUCACUCAAAGCUCUAUUUCUGCCUUCCAGUUCUGCCUGAGUUCUGGCACGUAUCUGGCCUCUCCUCAGUCACAGAACAAUGACAUCCCCCCCUCCAGCCUUGGUUGAAAAUGGGCAGAACCUAGGGUUGCCAACCUACAGGUAGAGUUUGUGAAGUACAACUGCUGUCAAGAAUAUUGUUAGGUUCCCCUGCAGGAAGCGGCCGCUUCAGAAGGCAAACUCUAUGGUGUACCACAAAGUCUAGGAGCAACGGAAGCCCUAGAGUGACACAAUAUCCUGUCCACAGCUUUUGUUCUUCCUGGGUACUGUCCCCCACCCCCUCAAAUCUCCAGGAAUUUCUCAAGCUGAAGUUGGCAACCCUAGGAGAACCAGGAUCCCUGGGGAAGAGAGGAGGAGACAUGGCCACGUACAUACUCCAUGCCACUUAGCUGGGCAGCUACUCCGUGGCCCAGUCACUUUCCCCUGAGCGAAAGCACGACCGAGCUGAGGCUACAGCACAAGGUUACCCCAGGAGGUCGAGGGAGGCCUUGCCAGGGAAGGAAUCGCACUUGGCCCUCCUCCGAGUCCUGCCUCCUGUCCCCAUCGCCACCACUCCUGGCCAGACGGUGGCGCUGUCUCGGCAGCCAUUUUGUAGCUGGCUCUCUGUACAGAUAUGUCGCGCUGUAUUUUUCUGCUGCUAUGUUGAAUUAAAAGGCCAGAGCUGUUUUGUCUGCAUGGGCAAA